Molecule: messenger RNA, 1907 nt
Organism: Ziziphus jujuba (common jujube)
Lineage: Eukaryota; Viridiplantae; Streptophyta; Magnoliopsida; Rosales; Rhamnaceae
Exons: 4
Coding region: 208-1608 (466 amino acids)
Biological process (GO): positive regulation of transcription initiation by RNA polymerase II
Molecular function (GO): transcription coactivator activity; zinc ion binding; DNA binding
Source: RefSeq, a predicted model, not a curated record
CAGAUUUUCUGGCCCACCUCUGCUCGAUGCCGUACUUUUCCAAUAAAUUCCCAAAUUUUUCAUUUUCGUCUCUGCGUUUCAGAUUAACGAGACUAGAAAAUGAACCAAGAAAUAGUUUUCCCAACCCACCUCUGCUUAGUUACUCUACUCUUCCAGUAAAUCUUCAUUCCACUUUUUUUUCUGCUUCAGAGUAACAAAGCGGAGAAAAUGAAGCCAGAAAUUAAAGGGAAAAUAGAGGAAACGGUGCUCGACGUAUUGAGGAACGCUGAUUUAGAAGAGAUGACCGAGUUCAAGGUUCGAGAAGCAGCGUCGGAACGACUGGGAAUCGAUCUCUCUGGAAAGGAGUGUAGGAGUUUCGUGAGAAACCUAGUAGAAUACUUUCUUCUUUCGACCGCGGAUGAGGCCCAGCAGAGCCAGAGUGUGAGAGAAGAGACUAAGGAAGUGGUGAGAGAGCAGCAGGAGGUCAGGGUCGUCAACAAGGAGGUGUAUGACGACGGCGACCGCCAUAUUUGCGAGCUGUCGAAAAAGAGAAGUGUGACGGUUCAAGAUUUCAGGGGGAAAACUAUGGUGUCAAUUAGAGAAUUUUAUCUUAAAGAUGGAAAGCGAGUCCAUACAGCCAAAGGAAUUAGCUUGCCAGCUGAACAAUGGUCAAACUUCAAAAAGAGUGUCCCUGCAAUAGAGGAGGCCAUUAGAAAGAUGGAGUCAAGGUCAAGGUCCAAACUUGAUGAUAAAAAAAGCGAAGACACUUCUUAUCCGGUAACAAGUCUUCCUCCUUGUGAAACUUUUCCUGCUGAGAUUGUUCGUUUAGAUGGAAAGAAUUACCAAUGCUGGGCACAAAAUAUAGAACUUAUGUUAAAGCAGUUAAACAUUGCAUAUGUACUUUUUGAGCCAUGCCCAAGCAUUAUGCUUGGCCGUGAAGCAAGUACUGAAGAAAUUACUCGAGCAAAAGCUGCUGAACAGAAAUGGAUGAAUGAUGAUCGUAUGUGUCGUCACAAUAUUUUGAGCUCUCUAUCUGAUUACCUAUUGAAUUUAUACUCAAAAAAGCCUACAACAGCCAAAGAACUAUGGGAAGAGUUAAAAUUACUACAUCUUUAUGAAGAAUUCGGAACGAAGAGAUCUCAGGUUAAAAAGUACAUUGAAUUUCAGAUGGUGGAGGAAAAACCAAUUUUGGAGCAAGUUCAAGAACUGAAUUGCAUUGCUGAUAAAAUUGCUGCUGCAGGAAUGUUAAUCGAGGAAAAUUUCCAUGUUAGUGUUAUUAUCUCCAAGCUUCCCCUAUCAUGGAAGGACAUCAGCAUCAAGUUGAUGUUUGAGGAGCAUCUACCUUUUUGGAUGUUGAUGCGCCGUUUGAAGGUUGAAGAAGAAUUGCGCAUGCAGGACAAGCAAGGUAUGCCUAAUCCAGUGAGCAAUAAUCUAGCUGGGAAAGCUGUACCAAGGAUGAGAGAUGCAAGGCCGCAAGUUUGCUAUACUUGUGGUAAAAAGGGGCACUCUUAUCGGCAAUGUUAUAGUAAGAAAGUUGACAAGGAAAUUAAUGGAAAGAGGGACAAGGACAAUGGUUCAACACCUGCAAUUACAGAGGUCAACAUGGUUGAUGGAGCUAUAAAUGGCUAAUUUUCAUGUUGAUACAUUAUAUUCUCAACUGCUGCAGUACUGCAGUGUCAUUUCUUCCAAGUUGACCAAUACAAGUGGGUUUAUAAGGUACUGUUUUUUUGGUUAAAGUGUAUAAGGUACUGUUGGAAGGAAGGAGAUCAAGCUUAUGCUAUUUUAUGGACUGCUUCAAGGUCGAACCUUGCUGCUUGGUUUUGAAAUGGAUCUGUAAUUUAUUUCCAGAUUUUGUAAAUGUAAAUCAUUCUCUCGGAUAAGAAUCAACAUAAUGGAAAGAAAAAAUUGACAAUAACUCAAAAUUUUAA